UGAGGAGAAUCAGGCUAUUUCAAGAUGCAUGGACUGUGAUCAUUUCCUCUGUCAAGAAUGUCAAAAGGCACAUGGACGUAUGACUUUGAUGAAAUCUCACAAAAUCUACACACUGGCUCAACUUCGAUCAGGAGAGAUUGUCUAUAAGAGUAAACUAAGAGAAGAAGUUCCCAAAUGUGGCAAGCAUCCAGAUCAGAAUCUCAAUGUCUACUGCGACACAUGUGAGCAAGUCAUAUGCCUAGCGUGUACUGUUCUCCAUCAUGGGAAUCAAAAACAUUCCCUCAUCGGCCUAUCUGAGGCUUUUGGAAAGUGUAAGAAAAAAGUUGAAGAACUUGUCUCGAAAGUUAGUAAGAGUAAAACAGAACUGAACACCACCAUAGAGAAGACUUGCACAACUCGCAAGAAACUUGACAAUGUGUUUGCAAACACCAAGAAGAAAAUCUCAGAAAAAGCUGACCAAGAGGUUGCCGUGAUCCGACAGGAGGAGCAGAAAUUGUUAAAAGAGACUGACAGGAUUUAUAAAGAGAGAGUCACAAUGUUUGAAGCUGCUCAAGCCAAUAACAGCAAAGAGGUGACGCAGACAGAGCACAAGCUGGAGGAGGUCAAACAACUCAUGAAUCAACGAGCAAGGAUGACAAGCUCCUUGUUCUAG
Messenger RNA from Patiria miniata (bat star), 652 nucleotides. Its product is annotated as E3 ubiquitin-protein ligase TRIM71-like. The record is from RefSeq and is a predicted model, not a curated record. The transcript is spliced from 2 exons. Lineage: Eukaryota; Metazoa; Echinodermata; Asteroidea; Valvatida; Asterinidae. Gene Ontology annotation, molecular function: ubiquitin-protein transferase activity; zinc ion binding. Gene Ontology annotation, biological process: positive regulation of DNA-templated transcription. The coding region runs from base 29 to 652 and encodes 207 amino acids. Gene Ontology annotation, cellular component: chromatin; nucleoplasm.